Messenger RNA from Cylas formicarius (sweet potato weevil), 2033 nucleotides. RefSeq names its product tyrosine-protein kinase Src64B (gene Src64B). Gene Ontology annotation, cellular component: extrinsic component of cytoplasmic side of plasma membrane. The record is from RefSeq and is a predicted model, not a curated record. The transcript is spliced from 7 exons. NCBI's taxonomy places the organism in Eukaryota, Metazoa, Arthropoda, Insecta, Coleoptera, Brentidae. Gene Ontology annotation, biological process: cell surface receptor protein tyrosine kinase signaling pathway; cell differentiation; innate immune response. Gene Ontology annotation, molecular function: signaling receptor binding; non-membrane spanning protein tyrosine kinase activity; ATP binding. Bases 420 to 2033 code for a protein of 537 amino acids.
CGGCUGCGUAGCUCUGUUGUCUCCGCUUUCAGUUUCACACGAAGCAAAAUGGCCGUCGCACUCGCUCCCGUGCAGUGUUUGUGUUUAUAUUGAUGAAUUUGUGGUAGUGUCAUGUAUGGAAAAGACUUUGAUUCUUGCGGACUCGGAACACCACUGGCGGGGCUAUUGUAAAGUGCCAAAACUACGACGUGUCUCUGUCUGGAUUCGCGAAAAACAGGCAAGCUCCCGAGCCCCACAAUACCGCAACGUCAUCAUCUUCCGCAUCUUCAUGACGGGAAGUAGAUGAUGACACCGGGGACACGGUGGUGAUCGCCUAGCGUCGUAGCCUCCCCCUGCCCCCACCUUUCACCGAUCGUUCCCGGUCCCCGCCGGCCGGUUUCUUCUAUCGUCCGUCCGCCGGUGGUGACGUUGGUGCCGCCAUGGGCAACAGUUGCUGUUGCUGCGGCAGCGGCCAUCCGGCACCGGAACGGUUGCCAAGCAUUAAGACUGACAGUAAAAUAGCACGAUAUCCUCCAAAUCAACCGUCGGCGGUGAGGUAUCCGGAAAUCAAGCACGACAUCAUCAGGAAACCACCGGCGCCUCACGUCGCCCCCGUAGUCGUCAAGCCGUCCGUCAAGCAGACGCCGACCGCCCCCGGGGGCGGCGCCGGCGUCAAGCCGCACCGCGUGGUGGUGGCGGUCUAUAGUUACGAGGCGCGAGAUUCCCAAGACGUUUCCUUCAAGAAGGGAGACCGUAUGGAAGUCCUGGACGAUUCGGACGGUGACUGGCUGAUGGUGGUUCACCUGACGACGAAGGAGAGGGGUUACAUUCCCGGCAAUUUCGUCGCACCCGAGUUGAGCGUUGAAAGUGAAGAUUGGUUCUUCGAGAACAUCUCUCGCAAGGAGGCGGAGAAAUUGCUCCUCGGCGACGACACGCAACCGCGCGGCACCUUCCUCGUCCGUCCGUCAGAACACAACCCCAACGGGUACUCGUUGUCGGUCAAAGACUGGGAAGAGUUCCGCGGCUACCACGUCAAGCACUACAAGAUCAAACCGCUCGACAACGGCGGCUUCUACAUCUCGACCAAUAAGACGUUCGAAUCGCUCGCCGAGCUCGUCACCGCGUACUCGAAGAACGCUUACGGACUAUGUCACGUGUUGUCGAAGCCGUGCCGCAAACCGCAACCCAUCAUGUGGGAUCUCGCGCCCACUUACAGGGACAAAUGGGAGAUCCCGAGGGACGAGGUGCAACUGAUACGACGUCUCGGACGCGGCAACUUCGGCGAGGUGUUCUACGGCAAGUGGCGGCAAAACACCGAGGUCGCGGUGAAAACGCUCCGCGAGGGCACCAUGUCGACGCAGGCGUUCCUCCAGGAGGCGGCCAUAAUGAAGAAGUUCCGCCAUAAGAGGCUCGUCGCGUUGUACGGCGUCUGCAGCGAGCAGGAACCGAUCUACAUCGUGCAGGAGUACAUGUCCAAAGGCAGUCUGCUCGACUUCCUGCGCAAGGACGACGGCAAACUGCUCGAGUUCGAGGAUCUCGUCUACAUCGCGUUCCAGGUGGCCAGCGGCAUGGAGUACCUCGAGUCGAAGCAGCUGAUCCACCGCGAUUUAGCCGCACGGAACGUCCUGAUCGGCGAGAACAAUAUCGCGAAAAUCUGCGACUUCGGAUUGGCGCGCGUCAUCGAGGACAACGAGUACUGUCCGAAACAGGGCUCCCGAUUCCCGGUAAAAUGGACCGCCCCCGAAGCGAUAGUCUACGGCAAAUUCUCGAUCAAAUCGGACGUGUGGUCAUACGGCAUCCUCCUGAUGGAACUGUUCACUUACGGCCAGGUCCCGUAUCCGGGGAUGCACGGUCGCGAGGUCAUCGAACUGGUUGAGCAGGGCUACAGGAUGCCGAAGCCCACCCUUCAUCCGUUGCCCGACGAGAUCUACCAGAUAAUGUUGAAGACGUGGGACGCGAUACCCGAGAAGAGGCCCACGUUCGAGUUCCUCACGCACUACUUCGAAGGGUUCAACGUCACCAGCGAGGUGCCCUAUAGGGAGGUGCCCGACUAA